AUGGAAACACCGCCGCCACCACUUUCGGCUCCUUUCUCAACUAAGUUUUCUCCCUUAAUUGGUACACCCCCACAGCGCAGUCCAGCUCUCCCCUGCGUUGGUAACAAUGGCGACCCACCAUUCCUCGGACGAACCCAAAUGCCUUCCCAGUCCACAGUCUCGCCUGCUUCAAUGGACCUUGGACCUUGUCCCCUCCCAAACGUUACAGAAUGGUCUACAGACGACGUGUAUAACUACCUCAUUUCCAAGGACCCAUCGCUAAUAGAGAUUGCCAACACAUUUAAGGAACAGGAAAUCGACGGCUCUGCUCUAUUGCUUCUCGACAUUGAAACCAUGCGUUCACUGCUGAGCAUGAAACUCGGCCCAGCUCUUAAGAUUGACGAUAUCGUAAACCGACUCAAGCGAGGCCACCUAUGA
Messenger RNA from Hydatigera taeniaeformis, 417 nucleotides. Lineage: Eukaryota; Metazoa; Platyhelminthes; Cestoda; Cyclophyllidea; Taeniidae. The record is from the annotation of a GenBank genome assembly.